GCCGAGCCCCGCCGGCCUGGGAGCCGCCGCCGCCCGAACAGGAAUUUGAAGAAGACGACCCUGUCCUGCCAAGAGCGUUUGGGUUCAAAGAAUUGGCGUUUUCCAGUGAGUAGCACCUUUCAGAAACGUUCCCGACCCCUCGCCGAGGUGAUCACGUGCGCUGCUGCGCUGGUCGGGUUUGGAAACCGAGCAUGGUUUUGUGGAUUGCCCACAGGAAAACAACCCAGAUCUUUAUUGUUGAAUUUGUAAAGUUAUCCGAACCAUCUGUUCCAAUGAGGCUGACAGCAGAGGUAACCGCAGGCACAGAGGGCAACGAGGAUCAAUAACCAAUUCCCCGGCUAGUCGUGGGAGACGCACGGAUGACCUUCCAGAAUAAAUAGCCAAGAUGGUGUGUUAAGUACCCAUGGUUAAAUGAUGCUGCCGUGUUGCUGAAGGCCUUUCCUUCGCUGGCGCCGGCGUGGGACUGCUGCGAGCCUGGCCUCUCCGUGGUUGUGUGGCUCUUCUGCUGAGGCCUCCUGCAUGCUCCUCCGUUGCAUGCUGGAUCGCUGGGCGGUGGUUUCAAAGGAUGCCCACGUAAUUUCUGGACGCCGAAGCCGGCGGGCGGUGCUGCAUUCCCUGCCGCCGUUGCCGCCACCGCCUCUGCUGGGAUCGAUCAUCUCCUAUUCUUUGUGUUGUCUCUCGAAUAGUUUUCAAAGGGUCAAACAUUUUCCAAAAACAGCUCUCCAAAAUGACAAGCCUGUUCCGGAGGAGCAGCAGCAAUGGCAGCUCGAGGAACAGCUCUUCUGCUCAGGAGCUCAAUAACAGCCGGCCCAGCCGGCAGGUGCGGCGGCUGGAGUUCAACCAAGCCAUGGAGGACUUCAAGACGAUGUUCCCCAACAUGGAUUAUGACAUCAUUGAAUGUGUCCUGAGGGCCAACAACGGGGCCGUGGAUGCCACCAUUGACCAGCUCUUGCAGAUGAACUUGGACGGCGGUGGCUAUGACGACAGCUCGGACUCCGAUGACAGUAUCCCCCCCGAGAUUUUGGAGCGGACUCUGGAACCAGACAGUUCGGAUGAAGAGCCCCCUCCCGUGUACUCGCCCCCUGCCUACGACAUGCACGUGUUUGACCGGCAGUAUCCCCAAGCUCCUCCCACCCCUCCUCCCAGAAUUGAUAUCCAGACUUCCUCCGGCCCUCCAGCGCCGCGGCGGUACAGGAACUGGAAUCCACCGCUCCUUGGCAACCUCCCCGACGACUUCCUUCGCAUCCUCCCCCAGCAGAUCAGCAGCGUGCAGAGCUCGCAAAGCUGCCAUCAGUCGCUGUCCUGUGAGAGCAGCCAGAGGUCCCAGGGCUCGCUGGAGCAAGAGAGGAAGUGGAAGCAGUACCUGGAGGACGAGCGCAUUGCCCUCUUCCUGCAGAACGAAGAGUUCAUGAAGGAGCUCCAGAGGAACCGGGAUUUCCUCCUGGCCCUCGAGAGAGAUCGAUUGAAAUACGAAUCAAAAAAAUCCAAGUCAAGCAGCGUUGCCGUCAGCAACAAUUUCAGUUUUUCUUCUGUAAUAUCAGGUGACGUAGCUCCCUCCAUAACCAGUGAGGCCAGCGGUGCUGUGUCUGAAGAUGCCUUAUUCAGGGACAAAUUGAAACACAUGGGAAAAUCGACACGCAAGAAGCUGUUCGAACUCGCCAGGGCUUUCUCAGAGAAGACCAAAAUGAGGAAGUCAAAAAGAAAACACUUGUUGAAGCACCAGGUGCUGGGGACCGGGGCAUCCACAGCUAAUCUUCUCGAUGAUGUGGAAGGACACUCGUGCGAUGAAGACUUCCAAGCAAGGCGGCAGCAGCUACACGAGGAACAGGAAACACCGAAAGAAGGGCAGUAAGUGAUCCCAGAUCCAUUACCCGAAUCGGGCUUUAUGGCUGGAAGAGAACUUAUCAAAGGCUUAAUAAGAAGAUGACUGAACAGGAGAAAAAAAGCAGUCCCUUGGCUGUUUUUUCUUCUCCCCUGCUGCUGUACUCUUUUGAAGUACAAGUAUUAAAAUGAGGCACAAUGUUUUCU
Molecule: messenger RNA, 2028 nt
Organism: Gavialis gangeticus (Gharial)
Lineage: Eukaryota; Metazoa; Chordata; Crocodylia; Gavialidae
Gene: CUEDC1
Product: CUE domain containing 1
Exons: 13
Coding region: 728-1852 (374 amino acids)
Molecular function (GO): ubiquitin binding
Source: RefSeq, a predicted model, not a curated record